CCUGACGAAACUUUCUGCCCAACCAUUAGAACAGGAGUACCCAGGAGCAGUGGACGGAUGUCUGUAACUUAUACACUUCAGCUAGGUACUGACUGUGUCUGCAGCAAAACGAGAUCCAUUAUCAGUCACUAAUCCAUAAAGACCCUCUCUUGACUGAAAACGUUUCUUAAUACUUGGAUCGUGAGGUCAGAAUUCGAUUAAUUUGAGAAAUAAAACUUGGGUCAAUCAGGAAAAGAAUGAAUGACAACAAGUGCAUAGUGUCUGUCGAGAAAUGGAUCAUACUAGUCCGCAUGAAUUCUCUGCCAUGCCUCAGACGAUACUGGUCAUAAAGUUCACUUCAAAGGGGACCUCCUAUAAGAAUGAAAUUCACUGCAACAACAUUCAUACGAGAAAUUCAAGUUAAACAUCAUAGUCAAUUUGAAAAUCUACUAACAAGUUACAAUUUAAUGAUACCAGAUAAUAGUUACUUCACAGAAGAUAAACAAUUACUUCAUUCAAAUUCAAUUGCUAAGCAUUUAUCAUUGAUUAAUCGAAAUUGUUCACGUGAUGCGGAAUGUUCCAUUUCAUUAAUAAAAAUUCCUGAUGAAAGUUCUAAAGAAAUUGACGAACCGAAUAUGAGAAACAGAAUAAAUCCUAUUAACCUAAGUAUUACAUCAUCAUUAUCUGUAAUGAAUCCAUAUAAACAUGAUUAUGGACAAAUUAUUUACCCAGCUGAUAGAUUGAAAUUAUCAAACUUACAAAUUAUUGUUAAAGAUGAAGAGAUGGAUUCGGUGGAAAAUGAUGCUGAUUUUUAG
Schistosoma curassoni is the source of this 794-nucleotide messenger RNA. The record is from the annotation of a GenBank genome assembly. NCBI's taxonomy places the organism in Eukaryota, Metazoa, Platyhelminthes, Trematoda, Strigeidida, Schistosomatidae.